Diospyros lotus (date-plum) is the source of this 1605-nucleotide messenger RNA. RefSeq names its product putative glucose-6-phosphate 1-epimerase. Gene Ontology annotation, molecular function: isomerase activity; carbohydrate binding. The transcript is spliced from 9 exons. The coding region runs from base 186 to 1151 and encodes 321 amino acids. NCBI's taxonomy places the organism in Eukaryota, Viridiplantae, Streptophyta, Magnoliopsida, Ericales, Ebenaceae. The record is from RefSeq and is a predicted model, not a curated record. Gene Ontology annotation, biological process: carbohydrate metabolic process.
AUUGACACGAGCGAGCGAGCGAGACUGAGCGAGACUCAGAGAGGAGAGAGAGAGAGAGAGAGAGGAGAGAGAUCAACUCGUCGUGAAGGGGUUUCGCAGGGCGAGAGAGAGAGAGAGAGAGAUAGAGGGUGUUUAUUCGCUGUGAUGACAAUUUGAAGAGAUUGAAAGAAAGAAGAGACAGAGAAAUGGCGUCGUCGAUUUCGAAUAUCGGUGGUGAAAGGAUUCCAGUGGAGGUGUGUAAGGGCAUCAAUGGCCUCGAGAAGGUCGUGCUCCGGGAGGUUCGCGGCCCUUCUGCUGAAGUGUAUCUUUAUGGUGGUCAUGUGACAUCUUGGAAGAAUGAGCAUGGAGAGGAGCUGCUUUUUGUCAGUAGUAAGGCUAUUUUCAAGCCUCCAAAAGCAAUCCGUGGAGGUAUCCCAAUAUGCUUCCCUCAAUUUUCAAAUCAUGGCUCUCUUGAGCAGCAUGGAUUUGCUAGAAAUAGGUUUUGGAGCAUUGAAAAAGAUCCACCUCCUUUCCCAACGAACUCAUCCAGUAAGGCUUUUGUUGAUUUGAUCCUUAAACCCUCUGAAGACGAUUUGAAGAUAUGGCCACACAGUUUUGAAUUUCGAUUGAGGGUGGCUUUGGGACCUGGAGGAGAUUUGAUGCUGACAUCUCGAAUCAGAAAUACCAACACUGAUGGAAAACCAUUUACUUUCACAUUUGCAUAUCAUACCUAUUUUUCUGUUUCAGAUAUCAGUGAAGUUCGGGUAGAAGGAUUGGAGACGCUGGAUUAUCUUGACAACUUACAGAACAAGGAGCGAUUUACUGAACAAGGAGAUGCAAUAACUUUUGAGUCAGAAGUGGAUAAAAUAUACCUCAGCACCCCUACAAAGAUUGCAAUCUUGGAUCAUGAGAAGAAACGGACAUUUGUUAUUCGCAAGGAUGGACUUCCAGAUGCUGUUGUGUGGAACCCCUGGGAUAAGAAGGCGAAGGCAAUGGCUGAUUUUGGAGAUGAUGAAUAUAAGCAUAUGCUGUGUGUGGAGGCUGCUGUGGUAGAAAAACCAAUAACUUUAAAGCCUGGUGAGGAGUGGAGAGGAAGGCAGGAACUAUCUGCUGUUCCUUCUAGUUAUUGCAGUGGGCAGCUUGAUCCUCGGAAAGUCCUACUGGGCAGCUAAAAGGCUCAUUUUCUGGUCUAAAAUCCUGUACAGGUGCUCUGUUGCAAGGGUGGUUGGAGCAUGACAGCAAUAUCUUGCUUUCUUUUUUAUAUCUUUCCUUCACUGUACCCUCUCUCCCUUGUUAUAUUUUCUUUACUUGGGUGGAAGGUGAAUUAUUCAUGAGUAGCAGAGUUGUCAAAAUAAUGUUUCUUGCUAUGUUUGGAUGUUUGGUAGAGCAUCUGGAACUGGAGUAAGGAGAACCAUCUAUGCUAUUUGCCUUUGGAUGCUUAAACCAAAAAAAAAAAAGUUAUUGCUGCGUUGGUUGGGAACUUACAGUAUUGUCUCUCUCUGAAGUUGUAACACCUUGGGCUUGUAAAAAGCCGACUCUUUCCUCGUUAUCCAUUAGCCCAGCUGGUAAAUUGUUUGUAAACUUUCCUUGAUUCUUAUAUAUGCUUCUGGUCUGGCAAUUCCUCUC